This is a messenger RNA of Uloborus diversus, 1171 nucleotides long. Its product is annotated as CXXC motif containing zinc binding protein-like. NCBI's taxonomy places the organism in Eukaryota, Metazoa, Arthropoda, Arachnida, Araneae, Uloboridae. The record is from RefSeq and is a predicted model, not a curated record. Gene Ontology annotation, molecular function: zinc ion binding. The transcript has a single exon. The coding region runs from base 62 to 544 and encodes 160 amino acids.
AUCAGUAUUGUUUUGGUAAACAAAUCGUGAAUUUUCUAGAUUUUCCAACUAUUUUUAAGCAAUGGGUAAGCUUGGCUUGCAAAUUAAGGCUACGCUUGAAAAUAUUACAGAUUUAGAAGCGUACGAUUCUGAUUUUCGAUGGUAUCUCAAAUGGAAAUGCAUGAAUUGCGGAGAACAAUCCGAAAAAUGGCAGUACAUUACUCUGGCUGAAACAUGUCCGUUGAAAGGCGGACGAGGAGAAGCUAACUUUGUUAGCAAAUGCAAAUUGUGCUCCAGAGAAAACUCUGUUGAGAUUCUUCCCGAUUUCGCAAAGAAAUAUACCGCUGAUGACAACGAAACGUUCAAAACUGUUGUUGUAAUGGACUGUCGAGGACUUGAGCCUGUGGAUUUUUCCCCCCGUGGUGGUUGGCGUGCAGUAGGUGAAUCAUCUGGAACUGUGUUUGAUGACAUUAAUUUGGAAGACAAAGAGUGGGUUGAUUAUGAUGAAAAGGCAAAGCUCUCCGUGUCUGUUUGUGAUUUGGAGCAUAAAUUUGUCAAAAUAUAAUUGUCAUGUUCUAGGAAUGAAAGGUUUGUACGAAUUUUGAUACCCUAAGUCAUUUGCUUGUACUAUAAACGUCAAUGUGAUUAGUGGAGUUCACUUAUGGAAAACAAAGCUAUUUUUUUUUUUACAUGUUCAGUUAAAUUUUCUGUUUUAAGUUUCAAAUGAAGUGAUGUAGCUGCUGGUAAUUUUGAUCUGCUAACGAAUGUUGCCAAAACUUUAAUUAAAAAUUGUAUGAAUCGCUAAUUUAAAUGUGUACAGCACGAAGUUAAAGCUUCUAACUGAUAAUUUUACUACUGUGGUGACAAUGAAUAAACGCUCAAGAAAUUUUCAUAUCUGACGACAUUCCUUUGUAAAGACUUUUUUAAAUAUUAUCAAGAAUGAUUAUUAUUGAUUUAAUUUUUAAAAGUUGUCAAUUGAUUUUUUUUUUUCAAGUAAAUGGAGUUUUCUUUUGGAGAAAUUAUUGUUUUGUUCUUACACAAAAUUGGUUCGGGUGCCAGAUUUUUUUUGUCUAAUAAAUUCUUAUAUUUGCAUUGAAUGUUUGUAAGUCAUUGGACUUGUCUUUCUUACACAAAAGAUGGGGUCACUCAUGUUAAUGCUUUUCUUGUGUGAUUAAAAUUUAAAAAGUAAUAA